Oldenlandia corymbosa var. corymbosa is the source of this 2622-nucleotide messenger RNA. Lineage: Eukaryota; Viridiplantae; Streptophyta; Magnoliopsida; Gentianales; Rubiaceae. The record is from the annotation of a GenBank genome assembly.
AAAAAACAAGGAAUUGGGACAUGAAAACGAGUACUACAAAAGUCGUCUGUUUGGCAUCAUCCCAUAAAAAGUCCAGGUGCUUUUCGGUGUCUGGUAAUGCUCCUAACUCCCUCCCAAUGCCCAUUGGACCUCUUGAUUAAUUUAAAAACCAAAAAAAAAAAACAGAAAAAAUAAAAUAAUACAGGCUGCCAGUUAAUGAUGAUGAAAUACUCUAAUGGCAUCAUCAAUAAUUGUUGCUGAUUCGAUUUGUUUCCUCAAGGUAUUGUAUUGUUUAGUGGUUUGGCAAGAUCUUUUGGGCACCCCAGAAGAAGAAGAAAAGAAGAAAAAAUGGGGGUUUGUGGAUCGAAAUCGUGUAAGCGCAUUGGGGUUGGGAAUGGAGCCGGUGGCGGUGCUCGAUUGAUUUUAGGGAAAAAGGGUCGAAUUCGGAGGCGGAGGAAGAGGGCCAGGGCUCAAUCUCAUUCCAACAAGCUCAGCAAGGUUGAACCUUCCAAUUCCAUGGAUGUUUCUUACUCCAAUCCCACCUAUCAAGGUGCCCUCAAUUUUUCCUAGCUUGUCUGUUUGUGCUCAGCUUAGUUGGGUUGCAUGUGUGUUAUUGGUUCUGUAAAUUAGUGGCCUUUUUUAAUUUUGCCCCUUUUUUUAGGCCUGAUAUUGUGUUUAUGAUCCUACAAUUCAUUCGGGAUUGAAUAUAAAUUUCUAAUGUGCUCCGCAGCAUUGUUGAAGUUCUCACUUUGAUGAGCUGUGCAUUGUUUGAGCUAGUAUCUGAAUGGGUCUUAUUGGAAAGCCGUGUUUAGGUUUUAGGGGGAUAAUGUUGGAUCUUGAAGGGAUGAGAUAACAGUCUAGAUUAUUGUGGCACACUUUUCAACUUCUAUUAUUUUAAAGUUUCGCGAUUUUUCAAUGAAAAUUAUUGUAUUUCAUUAAGCAUUGUGUGUUGUAUUUCUUCGGCCGUUUUUGUGCUUGUAGGAACUUCAGAGGCUUGGUAUGAUCCAGAAGCAGGAAGUGGUUCUGAAUGCGAGGAUGACUUUUACAGCGUUCCAGAUGGUAACAAGUAGAAAACUUUCUAGUAGAUGUCAUAUUUUUAUCAUCCUGUUGCUUUUCUUCUUUGUAGUUUUCGUGGGUUUGGUUGUUUUGAUUUCUGAUACCUGUCAUGUAAAAUUCAAUAUGUUGCAGACAUGUCUGCUGCUGUUACUCCGAGAUGUAGUGAUGAAAAGCAUUCCAAUGUCACUUUUAUUGAUGAUUCUUUGGCCAAACCUGCUGAACUAUCAUCUGACAACUUGGAAACGAACCCUGUAUUAGAGAUUACUCACAAAGAAGAUUCCUUACUAAGUUUUAAACGGCCUACUGAUGAUAACCAUAACAGUGUGAAGGAUCUGGCUCAUCUUAACCAUGCCUCUCCGAUUGGUUUGGAUGAAAGGGGAGCAAACAAUGCGGUGGGAAGAAUAUUGCACAAUUGUGGAAAUCAAGCCAAUCAUUGCUUGCCCUGCCUUGUUUGUUCUACAUCCCCAGACGAAAAGACAAAACCACUAGCCCCACGUGCAGCGACUUUUAAGAAAAGAGCUUCCUUUAAACUCUCUUUCAAACGCAGAGAAGGUCAACCUAGUUCUACCAUAUUGUCACCUAGGUCUAUUCUUCAAAGACCUACUGCAGGUUCUCAAGUUUCUUGUUGCCCAGCUGAGAAAAGAAUUCCAGAAAGCUGGUCACGUAUUCCCCCAAAUACUUUCAAAGUUCGUGGGAAGAACUUUAUCAGGGAUAAAAAGAAAGAACAUUCUCCAAACUAUGCUGCAUUUUAUCCAUUUGGAGUUGAUGUAUUCUACUCUCCAAGGAAGAUUGAUCAUAUUGCACGUUUCGUUCAACUUCCCCCCUUUCCUUCAUCUGGAGGAAUUCCUCCUAUUCUUGUUGUGAACCUUCAGGUGCCACUCUAUCCUGCGGCGAUCUUUCAAAAUGAAUAUAAUGGCGAGGGAUUGAGUUUAGUUUUCUACUUUAAGCUCUCUGAUAACUUUGAAAAGGAACUUCCCAUUCAGUUUCAACAAAAUAUUAAGAGAAUAGUUGACGGUGAAAUUGAGAAAAUUAAAAGCUUCCCCUUAGAUACAAGUGCGCCGUUCAGAGAAAGAUUAAAGAUUUUGGGACGAGUGGUGAAUGUAGAAGAUCUCAAUUUUGGUGCAACUGAGAAGAAACUUAUGAACAAUUAUAAUGAAAAGCCUGUUCUUUCACGUCCACAGCAUGAAUUUUACCGGGGAGAAAAUUACUUCGAGAUUGAUUUGGACAUACACAGAUUCAGCUUUAUUGCUAGAAAAGGCUUUGAAGCAUUUCAUGACAGAUUGAAGAGCUGUGUUUUCGAUUUUGGUUUAACAAUUCAGGGAAACAAGCCUGAAGAUCUACCAGAGUGUAUGUUAUGCUGCAUACGAUUGAAUGAAAUCGAUUUUCGCAACUGCCACCAACUGCAAGUAUGAAUUAACCGAAUCUGCUGAAGCUGAAGCUGCAGUUCAGCGCUGAAAGAUUUCACCCUUCUUGGCAAGUUUAGAUGGCCUGAAAAUUUUUACUGUAUCAUGCUAAUCUGUCAAUUGUACAGUACAGCUUCUGCAGCUUUUGUAUCUGAGUGUAAAAAUAUUUUGAAUGCAAUAAUAC